Molecule: messenger RNA, 13003 nt
Organism: Porites lobata
Lineage: Eukaryota; Metazoa; Cnidaria; Anthozoa; Scleractinia; Poritidae
Source: the annotation of a GenBank genome assembly
AUGAAAAGUAAUUGUCCAAGGAAAUGCGGCUACUGCAGUAAGUAUCCGAAAUGUCAAACUUUCAGGACAUGAUGUGCGAUCUGACUCGUCCCAGUCCUCUUUGUAUUUGUAUUUGUAUUUUAUUUUUACUCCAUCCUAUAGACAAUACAUUGGUUGUACAAUAUCAAUUAGUACAAGGUUGAUUAAACUACGUGUACAUAAUAAAAAAAGAAAGUUAGAAUGGAGAAAGCCACAUUAUAGAAAACUAAUUAUGACCCUUUAACAGGAUUGACUUUAUUCUAAUACAGCUUUCUUAUUCAUUAAAACACAAACACGCACGCACGCAUUUUCUUUGCGCGUAACGUAGAGCAGGAGCAGGGGGUGCCCGCGUGCCAUUAGGGAGAGAUAACAAGAAACGACUGGGGACGAGUCAGGACACGUGAUAUUAGAGCUUUAACGAAACAAGAGGUCGCGGAGAAAAUCGGCUUCCGUGAGGCACGCAAAAGGAACCUGAGUAAUUUUUUUCCAAAUUUACAACAAAAAAAGCAGUAUUGUGGAUUUCAAAAGAAAAGAAUGGGAGCUCGCCGUCACAAGCGUCAACAUAACAGCGGCUGUUAUGGCCACGUUUGUGACCAUUGAACCACGCAUCUCAAACGCGUUGUCAUUAAACAAUUGCAACGUACGUUCUCCUGUUGUGGGCGGUGCUCACCAGCAAUAGCCGCAUAAGUACAAAAUUUCUAGAUAUACUCGUCUUGUUCUUGUAAGCUUAUUGAUGCUGAAACUUCAAGAGCGAAUGUUCUGGAAACACUCAGCCUUAUACGGGUCUCUAUCGGUUAGGCUUAAUAGAAAAAAAAAGUAGCGCGACUAAAUGUUAAACUCAGCGCGCACAACAAUCCCAAGGGACUGAUUGCACUCUAUAUAUGGAGGUUCUAUGCAGAGUUACUUGUUUGAUUUUAAAGACGGUGGUUAACUACCGUGAAUAUCGGUCAGCGGUCAGCGAGAAAGAUGAGGUAGGUACUUCAUAUAAAAGUACCUACCAAAGAUGGCGGUAAUUUUUGAGUUUCGUUAAAUUUACAGUGAAUUUAGCUCAUGAAAGCAGCGUUUUCCUCUUAUUUUCUUCUUUUUUCGUGUUUCAAAUUGUCCUAAUUCAUCUGCAUUCCAUUAUGGGUCUAACGACAGAAGGAUCGAGUCAAGAAUUUGUGCUUCAGUUUUCUUGCUGACCUGUAAUUUAAUUUUAUUUAAUGCUGAUGUCUAUCUAUUUUUGAGCAAGAGUGAGUCCAAAUAAGGAUUAUUGUGGUUGUUCGUGAAUGUAUUUUUCUCUUUAGUUACAUACUUUUCUAUUAAUUUAAAUUGUCUUUUUAAAUUCAUGAUUUUUAAGGUGGUCCAACCAAACCGCCAGGUGAGUGUUUUCCUAAUGGAUGCUAUAAUAAAUACGGUCGACUCUCGAUAACUCGAACCCUCGCUAACUCGAACCAAAAUCGAUUUCCCCUGGAUUUCCGUCAUACAUUCACUGUAAUUUUACCGUCGGUAACUCGAACCCUCGAUAACUCGAACUCCCGCUAACUCGAACCAAUUUUCGUUUCCCCUCAGGUCAUUUUCUGUAUAAUUUUACCCUCGAUAACUCGAACAAUGUUUUGAGCCCUUAAAAAGUCGCGAAAAAAGCCGUCUACUGGCGUUCCGAAACAUUGAAUUUUGGAUUUCCUAUUGACGCGUGGUAGGAUUAUAGUUUACUAGCGGAGGCUGAUGUUGAUUGUCACAGGCUAACGUGAAGCAGCUUUUCUUCUCAAAACAGUAAAACGCGUCCUCUAUUUAGGCUAUGUUUUUUUACGUCAUGUUCUGAUUUAUAAUCUAGAAAUAUCUUUUAAUUUUCACCUGACAUUUCUACAAUUAAAUGUGAUUAAAAUGUUCACUGUGCAGUAAAAACUGUUUUUUACCUUACUCUCGGCUAUUUUCUUCGAACUCCAUAAAACUCGAACCUUUUUUCGAUUUCCCUUGAAGUUUCGAGUUAUCGGGAGUCGACUGUAUUGCCAAGUCAUGCCAUUUAAUCCGCUGCUGUAGCAGGGGCACCCAACGACAACUUUCGGAAAAAUAUCUGUUCGAAAGACGAUUUGAGAUCUAGAAUUUUCGGAACAUUUGUUGUAAAAUUUCUUGCCUGCCUGCCUCUCCUAGGAUUUUCGAACAUCUAAAAAAUGGUAAAAUUGCUCAUUUUCAACGGAUUUUUACCCUAAAAAGGUCACCUAAAAUUUUCGGGAGCCUUUUCUCUGGCUGAAAUUUUCGAACAGGUAAGUUUUGAUCCCUAUUAUUUUUGGAUCGCUAGACUUUCAGCUAGGAAAUCCGAACAGAUGAAAAAUUUAUAGGGGAUAAAAAUAUGCCUAAAUCCACUGUUUAAAUACUAAAACACGUUUAACAAUGCUAUGUUUAAGUGGUUUUGGACUAUAUUCUCGUUGGGUGCCCCCUCUGUAGCCAAAUCAGAUUUUUGAAGCAGCAAGAAAGACAGAUUAUUUGCGUCAGACAUGCCUUAAGGGGUCGAUUCCUCACUUAAACGUUCGUUACCUCCCCAAAAUACUGAACUUUACCAUUGACAUGGCAAGCUAAUGAGUACCGGCUGCGUUACAGAAAAUAUUAAACUAUCCCUCGCACUCGCGUUCGACGUUCGACUUCAGCCUCAUCCCCCGAAUGUCUAACCAAGAGGUCGCAGAUUCAAGAGUGCUAAGAAACUCUGUGGCAAGUUUAUCGCCAUUUUCCGUUUAAAAGCGUGUCCAGAACUGAAUCAUAGACUUUCUUUGCUCUCACAAAAUUCUGAUAAAAAUUUAGCCGCCAUUUUACUUCGCCUCAUAGGGUGCUACGCGGCGGGGACUUAGAACUGCCAACAAACACAUAAAAAAACCUCCAAACAGACUUCCCGACAGAUUCAAGAUAUCAGACGCUUUCAAGACAAAAAUUGGUAGUUGCCCCGUGCGAGCAACAAUUAAAAGGAAAACACCUCACUUCCGUUUGACGUCCGUCAAUCAAAAAUGCCUUUGCUUAAGGACGAUGUUCUAAAGAUUUAAAAAAGUUUGCCUUUUUUUUCUGUUUUCAUAAUAAAUUGCAAAUUUCACUUCAUAUCUCGUUUCAUUUUCACACGAAGUGGCUUCAAUCUAGAGUUUGUAGAACAGAAGAACGGUUUGAAAGUCUAUCGGUGUCCCCUCUUCAAACUGAGCUGUACAGCCCCUGAAAUGAUCCCGACUACGAAAUGAUACCCAUUUCUCAUCACGUCGUCCCCGAAAUGAUCCCCAAUUAAUUUUAGGAACGGGAAUGAUAUCCUAAAACUAUGGAUCGAGCACAAUGCACAAGAUUAAUUUAAGUUUCACUAAUAAUCUUCACUUGCCCGCAUUCUUUAAUGACAUUAAUUUGGGAUUACAAUUUGAACUGGAUUAAACCAAAAUAUUAUUUAAUACACAAAGUUUAGUAUAUUUUUGGUAACACCAUGAACCGCUACUGAUAACAUCAAGAAACAUAACAUUUUCUAUUAUUAAUAAUUUUAUUACUUAGGCCAUUAUAGCCCGGGUUAUGUUAAACCUGCAUGCCUUGGAUAAUGAACGAAUUUUUAAAAUGACGUUUUAACACUUUUUAAUAUUUUAAAAUGAUGUUAAAGAUGAAAAAAAGUAGACUCAAAGGCGAUUAGAUAACAAAAGCGCUAAGAAAUCACAUAAACCGUGGUGAAAUGUUAAAUCCGAUUCAAGAACGUAAACGCUGCAACAGACUUCCAAUAAUUUCGUGACGGAGUACAAUUCUAUUCCAAGAAUUAAUUGGGGAUCAUUUCGGGGUCGACGUAAAGAGAAACGGGGAUCAUUUCGGGGUCGAUUUGGGGAUCAUUUCGGGGGCUGUACAGACACUUUUCUGUAAUGUAAUUCUCUUGAGGUAAUUCGAUCGCCUAAAUUUUCGCUACCCUUCUUUCUAUCUACUAUCUUGCAGAUUAGAUUAAAAGAUAUACAGCAGUGUUAAAAUUAACUUUCUUUUGUUUUAAAAUUUUACUGAUUAUCUUCCAUCUCCUAAUGUAGCGUGUGCAGACAAAUCCAGUCAUUGCCGCGGCUGGAAAGACUCUGGGUAUUGCAAACAGUCUAGUAAAUGGCACAACUACAUGAAAAGCAACUGCCCAAAGACCUGUGAUUGUUGUGGUGGCAGUUGUGGUGGUGGAGGAGGCGGCGGUGGAGGUGGUGGUGGUGGUGGAGGUGGUGGUGGUGGGGGAAGUGGUGGAGUCUGCAAUGGUAAGUAAACGAAAAUCGUUUAUAGUCAAGUUAUCUUCAAUCCUACGAACCCUACGAACCCGGGUGCAAUACAAUACAAUACAAUAUUCUUUAUUUAACGAAGGUGACGUAAUAACCCAAUAGUUAUCUAACUUACGGCCUUCGCAACAAUACAAAAUACACAUAUAAAAACAAUACCUAAACAGUAAACAUACGACUACAACAAGAGAAAAAAAUAGCACUAGACAAAUGUAUGGUUUAACAUAGAUAUAAGAUGAUAUAAACUAAUUACCUUCUAAUACAGUUACAAUAAAGAGAAAAACGACAAUCAUAACACAUUAACUUUUCAAGAUGAGAAACGUUACUAGCAAACGUAAGGAAUAAGAUAAAGAGUUUAUGCUUAAAAUUAUUUAAUCUAGAUGAAAAAAUAACAGAGAAGAAGAAGACACAUACGCUAUUUGCUUAAGAUCAGUGUCAAGGCAAUUAAAAAGAGUGGCAGCAGAAAGUGUUGUAACAAAACUCAACCAGGAGCCCGUAAAACCCGCUGAUUUAAUAUAUAUGUUUUAACUAUUUUAAUGGUUAUUUAAGGUGACUCGACCCAGUUUUUUUGAGGGGGUACCAUCCUACUUUGAAGCUCUCUGGUAUCCCCAACUUUACUUUUAUCGUAAGUCUAACACAUAGAAUGGGUAACAUAUAAAUUAAUCUACAAUAUAACAUAAAAUUUUUGGCGAUCGGAGUAAACGUCACGUGGUUAUAAUGCCACGCCCCUUUGAGGUCUCAGUCGAAAAUCUGCUGUUGCCGGCAUUUUUUCGUGAAAAUCUCUCGGCUACACAUAGUGCGCAUUAGUGCCUUGCGCUGGACAGAGUUUCACCACGCGUGCAGAACAAGAAUGCUGUAUAAUGACAGACUAGAAACAAUAGACAACUCCCAAAGCACAAAGUCAGCCAAAACGCUAAAAAUCUUCAAUGUUUACUCAAGUUUGGGCUUAUAGAAGAUAAUGUCAGAGUUUUUCAAUGACCAUGAAAUUCAGAGUCCGGGUAGUGAGUUAAUCAAUUGUGGCCCUGAAAAAUUUGAAGGAAAAAAAACUACGAAUUUUUAAGAAAAUGCUUUUUUCGUGAGAAGGACUCUUAAACGCUGACAAACGUCAACAAAUAGCGAAAACUAUAAUUUCUAUAUGUUUGCUUUGCUCGAAAUCGCGCGCAUUUACAAGGCCCUAAAGCGUUUUGCUGACUUGCAAGGCCCCAUCUGUUAUAACGAUGCCCAUAAUAAAGGGAUGAAUCUCAUCGUUUAUUAGAUAUAAUCCGUGUAAAGUUUGCUUAUCAUUUUCGCAUAAAUUAUGACUUAAAUUUGGAAACCGCUGAAUUUCUCGAAUUGGGUCUUUGCGAUUUUGGUGAAACUCUGUUCAGCGCAAGGCACUAAUGCGCACUAUGUGUAGCCGAGAGAUUUUCACGAAAAAAUGCCGGCAACAGCAGAUUUUCGACUCAGACCUCAGAGGGGCGUGGCAUUAUAACCACGUGACAUCUACUCCGAUCGCCAAAAAUUUUAUGUUAUAUUGUAGAUUGAUCUAUAUGUUAUCCAUUCUAUGUGUUAGACUUACGAUAAAAGUAAAGGUGGGGAUACCAGAGAGCUUCAAAGUAGGAUGGUACGCCCCCCAAAAAACUGGGUCGAGUCACCUUAAUAGUUUCAUGGCGUUAUGUUUUAAAAAAUUUAACGCCAUGACUCAUAGUCGAAAUGACUCUUCACUUUUCUGUUAAAGAGACAUAUCCUGUAAGCUCUGUGGAACUAAAAAGUGCUCCAUCUCUAAAUCAUUUACAAACCAGACUAGCCCAUUUUAAUACUCUGAACGCAUGCAGAGGUUUUCCCGGUUGCCGGAAGCUACAACAGGAAAUACGUCUGCGUAGCCGCUAAUUUUACGUGCUAUGGCCUUAAUCAGGGGCACCCAACGGCAAUUUUCGGGAAAAUAUCUGUUCGGAAGACGAUUUGAGACCAAGAAUUUUCGGAGCAUUUGUUGUAAAAUUUCUUGCUUGCCUGCCUCUCCUAGGAUUUUCGAACAUCUACAAAAUGGUAUAAUGACCCAUUUUUAACGGAUUUUGACCGUAAAAAAGGCCACCUAGAAUUUUCGGGAGCCUUUUCCUGGCUGAAAUUUUCGAGAAGGUAAGUUUUUCUCCCUAUAAUUUUUGGAUCACUAGACUUUCAGCUGGGAAAUCCGAACAGAUGGAAAGUUUUUAGGGGAUAAAAAUAUGCCUAUAUCUACCGUUUGAAUACUAAACUACGUUCAACAAUGCUAUGUUGAGUGGUUUUGAACUAUAUCCUCGUUGGGUGCCCCUGCUUAAUCGUUCUUAAAUUAUGACUGAACAUUCUGGAUCGAACUCAUCCCCUCGCUGAAGUGCCUGGGUAUUUCAUAUGUCUUUGCUCUACAUUCUCGAUGAAAUCUCCGAGCGUUACUUACUGACCAAAAGUAUGCAUUUAAACAUGUUGGCGUUUACAAAACGAUCACUCCGCUAAAGUAUGAAAUGAAAAAUAAUUGCGUUACUGACGCUCUACCGCCUCAUUUUCUACUGAUUGAUAGAUCAUUCAAAUAAAAAAAUUGCAAGAUUAACAGCUGCUCUGUGAUUUCUCUCUCUUUCUCUUUCUAGUGAGUGGUGCAAGCUCCAAGGUAAAGGCCUGUUCAUUUGACACUGAUACGUGUGACUGGCAUAAUGUACCUUUUGAUGAUGAUACAGACUUUGUUGUGCGCAGCCGCAGUAGUGGAGGACCGAGCAGUGGAGCGGGAGGUAGUGGUAAGUUGGGAACUAAUGUGAUUAUAUUUCAUAUUGCAUAGUUAAUGCACUAAAAAUUUGGAAUGCACAUGGCGGGACGCCACUUAAAGGCGAGAUAUAUGAAUAGUAAUUUUUCUUGCGUUGUGAUUGGCUAUACGAGAGAGUGAAAUAGAGUUGAAAUAGAGUGAAACAGAGUUUACUUUGUCCGCUGGGAAUAGACCUUUCCCACAUUCCUAGUGAGCAAACAUGAACAAGGAAAUGAGGUCGAGGCUCCUCGGAUAGACAAUUUUCCGCCCAAGCCUUGACCUGGUAACCUUGUUUCUUGGAAUUCAGAGAAAGUCUACUGACGCUAUUUUCACACAAGAAAAAAUGUUGUCUCUUUCGCCCCAUAAUAAGGGUGCGUGGAUAUGAAUGAUUUUCCAGUAAUCGGAUACUCAUGUUUUGCGCACAGGAUUUUGGGAUCGCCAGGGGGCAAACAUUGCGAGUCGCUACAAAGAAUUGUAUGGCGUGGAGUUGUUUCUCCGUUAAAAGCAGUGUCUUUGGACAUAAAAUGCCGCACUUUGCCGUGAUUUUAUGAGAAACGGAGGUGACUAAUGUUGGUGCGUUGAAAUUUCAAGUUUCUGUGUGAUUAAUGCGUUAAAUUCUAUCGAUAAACACUCCUUGCGUGAGGUUGAGUGUGAAAUUUAUGUUUACUGAAUUUACACAGUGAUCUAUAUGAAGAAAAGGUCUCGAAAUGUAUAGUGCAAAUUUAGGUAUACAUGUAGGGGGAUUGGCUCAUUUAAGCUUUUUAGUUUUAAUUACGUGUGGUGAUAUUUACAACGAGUGUAACUACGCUCGGCCGCGAUCAGCUCUGUGCGGGUUAUGACGCUCAACAAUCGUAGGACGUGGCCAUAAAAAUAAAAAAUCCUCCUUUACUUUGGUAUAAACAAAGUAACAUCUACGAAAUAUUUCAUGGAAAGUACAUGGUAUUUAACCAUUAGUAGAUGACGCAGAAAUCGUACGAACGAGUAAGAUUUCGGAUACAAAAGCAGUGAGUCUGUAAAUAGAUACCAAGUUGAUGUGCGAAAUUCAGAGAUUCCAUAUCUUCCCUCAAAUGAUUAGAAAAGGCAUUAGAACUCAUUGGUGCUCUGGAUCAUGACAAAACAUUCGCUUGUGUUUUUUGGCUAGAAGGAAUCAAUAUACCAAUGUGGGGAAGAUGUUUUUGCUUUUAAAGUUAAUACAUAUCAAAUUCGACAAUACAUAAGCUUACCUUCGAUCGUUGUCACAAACUGGCACAGCGUUGUGAUCGCCGCCGAGCCGAACGUAAUUACACUCGUUGUAAAUAUUAGCACAUGUACUUACAACUGGAAAGGCUUAACAAAUGAGUCCGCAUUCCCCGCUCAUUUGUACCUAUCACUAUAGUAAGCGUCUAAUUCGUAAUGGCGUGGAACAACCUUGUCUUUAGGGCAUUUGUCCACUUUUUGAAUUUUGAAGGAUGAGCAAGACCUUUUUUUCAACUAGGAAAGUUUAUUGUCCUUGAGGGUAAUGGCAAGGCCCGACUGGUGAUCCCCUUCGAACUGGUAUUAGCCGACCAUAACAGUGACCAUGGCAAGAUGUGCAUUAGGUUUAACUACUACAUGAAUAGGUAAGUCAUUGGUAUCUUUUCCCUUUGUUAUCAAAGCAAUUGGUACCCUUCUCAAACAUUGUGUUAGUGUCGUAAUGGCUCGACUUGAAAUACUACUGUCCAACUUUUGCAAAAAUUCGAUAAUUUAUGAUAACAUUAAUUUAUGAUAAUUUAGAAACUGAAUUGAGUUUAAUCAUAGUUACAGUCAAACCAGGCCAAGCGUUCCCGUCGCUAACGGACUAAUAAAUUUUAAAAUUAAUGGCAAAUUGUUUCCGUUCGUUGGUUCCGUGGUUUAUUCACGAAAUAAAUAAUGCAAUAUUCAAAUCGAGCCUCGAUUCAAUAAUCGAAUGUUGAUUGGAUUAAUAAACAAAAGCCUUGCCAUAUAUGGACACCACGCUCCUCCCGCGCUCCAGUUGAAAAAUGGCGGGCAGGCGAAACAGUUUGGGACGGAUUUAUGGCUCCCUUGUACGUGGUUUUUCUUGUAAGGAAGUUAAAGUCGCUUGGGCUAGUUGUAGACGGUAUUCCAGCGAGCUUUUGCGGUCUUCAAGGUUUUGCAGCAGUCUGUCAAUGGCCUUUUCACCGCCUUCACAAAUGGAAACAGUCGCUCUGCUUGUUUCUGUCAAUGGUGUGCAUAACUGCUCAGCGUGACUACGGUUUUCUGGUGUGCAAGCAGCUUUACAAAAUCAUGACUUUUAUUUUAUCUCGGUUUUUCAGGUCUUUUAUUUCGACUUCGACGAACUCUCCCAAAUCCUUAUCAUAUAACGCUGCAACGAAACAGUGCCCUGUACAUGUAUGCCAAAUGUAUCUUCCACUAAGUCUCUCUUGGUCGAUCUUUCAGUGACUUCCGUCAUUUUCCUGACUUCGUUCAAGUCAACCAAGACAACGAUUUUGUCCUGAAAAGUCAAAGUUCACGGUUAUUCUUAGUGCCUUCUACAGACUGCAAGAGGAAAUGAUAAAAUACACAAAGGUUGCAUGCAUGCUUGAUCGAUCAAGUGGUACACUUUCGCAAAUAUUCACAACUGUUGUCAAAUCGAAACUGCAAAAAGGAAUCAGAGGAAUCGAAUGGAACAACGCCUGUAGAAAAAGUAAACAACAUUUUAUACUAAUGGCGUGUUGAACUAUAGAAUAACCUACCUGCUCUAUCACACUUAACUCCGGAGAUAUAAAUAACUCCGCCAUGUUCAGGUCACGCUUUUCCUAGCACUCCAUAUAUGGCAAGGCUUUUGUUUAUUAGUUCAAUCAACAUUCGAUUAUUGAAUCGAGGCUCUAUUUGAAUAUUGCAUUAUUCAUUUCGUGAAUAAACUACGGAACCAACGAACGGAAACAAUUUGCCAUUAAUGAAUUUAUUAGUCCUUUAGCGACGGGAACGCUUGGCGUGGUUCGACUGUAAUAGAGUGGAAUGGUUAUGAAGCCCGUCCGACUCAUUUUAUAUGUUAUAUGUUUUUGUAGCUUUUUUGCGGACUUCACGGUGCACAAAGUUAAAUAGCAUUCCUAUCAUUUGAUCUUAAUGGCCAAUAAAAACGUCGAAAAUAUGUGGGAAGCCUUUGAUACGAAGAUAAUGUUUUAUUCUCAUGCAAAUAAUAAUAGAUAUGAAUAUAAAAAAACAGAUUUUAAUUUCCACCACUAAAGAGCUUUUGCACUUGGUCUCAUUUCAAAACCUAACGGGUCGAUUAUUUAAAGGACGUCUAACUUAGUCCGCGGUUUACGAAAUCGUUGGACCUCCAGAUCACUUCUUUAGUGGGUUAUUUUAAAAAGAUAAAUGUCUUUCUAGUCUACACUAUAUGCUUUCAUGAAACUGUUCACGAUAAAUUGUGUUUAGAUAAAAGCGUUGAGCAAACUGAAAAUGGUUUAGAACGGGUUUUGUUAAACACUGGCUAAACUCCGUUUAUAUAACAAAAGCCCAAAUUUUUUAAAACUCGCAAAUGUCCAAAGGAAACGUUUUACAGUGCUUACUAAUUUCUCUGGCUGGUUUCUGUUUUUUUUUUUAUGGGGCAGGGUCGUUAGCUCUACGCCAGACUUUCAAAAUGGAGGACCAGAGAGUUUCUCUUUGUCGGUUAGCAUUAGAUAACAUAGGGUGAAGGCAGAUUGGACACCUUUUGAGGUUUUCACAACGCAUUAUUCUCUCAACGUAACGAGAACAGAACCCCACUAACCUUUUAGAAUUGGUAAACAAACAAACAAACAAAGACUGCGCAGCGCCAGUUAUGGAGAGAGCAUACUAGAGAGUUAAGCAAUAAUCUGCAGUGAUUAAGGUUAAGCACUAAACUGCGACGGUUAGCUUUCAAAUGUUGUAAUGGGAUACGGCAUACGUACACGUCUAUUUUAAAACUUCCGGGAUUUUUCAGCUAUUCCUAGAUGGUGUAGUGGAUAUGGAUGUAGGUUAUGAUGCAAAUGGCUCGGGCUCAAAGCAUCCCAGUUCUGUUUAUCUAUAUUAUUUCAUAUCUCACAGCUAAGUUGGAUUAAGUUUUUCGUAUAAUUUUAGUGAAAGAAACAACCUGGCCUCAGUCGAUGUUACCUAAUGUUAACCCUCUUUGUCUGGUAUCUUCCCUUCGACCUUUUCAGCAUGGGUUUAAGGAGUCACACUGAGACACGCAAACUGCCCCACCACGUCAAGGUUGUGACCCUAUUCGUAGCAUGGCCUUAUGCGCCUAUUGGUGCGACGACGAUGAUGAUGAUGAUGAUGAUGGUUUAAUCCCAAUUACGUGCCAGAGAGCGGGGACGAUAAAACUCUCCUAAUUGUUUAGUGAUCUACAAUAUUCAUCCGUAGGCGCAGGUCCUAGAGAAUAAUGAAGACGUGGGACGAUAUACAGAUAUAUGCAGUAUCACCAUGUUGUUACACAAAAAUUCAUUAUGAGUCAACUAUUGUGAUCGUAUAAUUCUCGGUUUGCACUGUCACGCAAUGACAAAUAAAAAUGCAAACCAUUCAAUACAGAACGUCUACAAUUUGGGAACUUGCCAAAAAUCAGGUCUGUGCAAUAUUUCAAAUGCGAGAUAUUCCGAAAAAAGGUUUACCUAAAUUUAUGAAGCUUUGUAUGGAAACGCCAUGUUGGUGUCCCUUUCAGGGACAGCAAUUUGGCCACCGGAUACCAACAGAAACUUCUGUUUUCGAGUUUUCCUAAUAAUGGGUGAAUUCUUCGCUUGAUGAACUCAUAAGGAUUAAAGUAAUAUUUAUUCUGAGACAAGGAAUGUUGAGACAGCAAAAUCUUCAAAAUCAAUAGUGUUUUUAACCCACAUAAGGGCUCUCCUGGCCGUCAGCUAAAUGCCGCGUCACGCAAAAGCCUGGAAAUACAAGCGUCCUCUAUCGCAAAACGAAGAACCCUUUCGAACCUAAGAUUUGUUUACAUAAAGGUGUUUAGGUGUUGCAAUACCUCGUGAAAGUAGAAACUCAGAAGAAUCGAUAGUGCAAACCGAGAAUAAUGAUGACGAUUUUGUUUGCUGAUCCGCAGUGGUACACUGGCGCUGUAUUCUGUCAGGAAUGCAAGGGGUUCCUCAAGAACCAAACUUAAACAAAUGAGCAACUCUGGAUCACAGUGGAAAUGUGAGAAAGUACAAGUAGAUGUCAGCGUACACUGGCAGGUAGGAAAAAUAAUGAUAUUGAUAAUGACAGACAUUUUUGUCUGGCAAUUUCUAGUAAAGAGUAGAUUAUAGACAUUUCUACUGACCCAAAAAAUGUAAUACCUCAGACAGCAAAGUAAAUCAUAGAGUUGUAUAAGGCGUUAAGAGCGAAGUCAAUUUACAGUCAGCUCUCUCUCUUAACUGACACCUCUAUAAGACAGACCCCUCGCUACAACGGACAACUAGUCCUUGCCUUUCUUUACUCCUUUUAUUUGACUCUCUUUAAGACGGACAUCUCUUUAAGAUGGACACAGUACAGUGCCGGUCCCAAAGGUGUCCGUCUCAGAGAGAGUUGAGUUGUUAACCCUAAUUUAAGCCCCAAUAGUGACCCACAUCGAAUUUCUCCCAACAAUAACACUGCUUGAUCAAACAAAACAGGUUAUGACAAUGAAUGAAAUGAUCACCAAAGAUGAAAUGUUGUGAUGUUAGAACAAAUUCUCUCAAGCAGUAUCAUCAGUAAUGUAUGAAGAAAAGUGUGGAGAAGAUGCAUGUUGAUGUUAGGGCUUAAAGUGUUAAAAGGAAUAUAGAAAGGCAAGGACUGUAGGUGUCCGUCAAGAGAGAGUUAACUACAACGGAAAAAAAAAACAUAGACAGUCAACUUUCUCUCAGACGGACACCUUUUGGGACCGGCACUAUAGGGCCGUCUUAGAGAGAUGUCCUUCUUUUAGAGGUUUUCGCUAAGAGAGAAUUGACUGUAAGGGAUUUAUUGAUUUUUUUACAAAUCUCCUUUGGUUUUAUAGUUGUUGUUUGAAGCAAAUAAGAAUGGAGGACCUAUUGCUCUAGACGACAUUAGUUUCACUGAUAACUGCUGAUCGACGACA